Messenger RNA from Manihot esculenta (cassava), 1435 nucleotides. RefSeq names its product actin-related protein 2/3 complex subunit 2B. Gene Ontology annotation, cellular component: actin cytoskeleton; Arp2/3 protein complex. The transcript has 10 exons. Gene Ontology annotation, biological process: actin filament polymerization; Arp2/3 complex-mediated actin nucleation. The coding region runs from base 230 to 1360 and encodes 376 amino acids. Gene Ontology annotation, molecular function: actin filament binding; structural constituent of cytoskeleton. The record is from RefSeq and is a predicted model, not a curated record. NCBI's taxonomy places the organism in Eukaryota, Viridiplantae, Streptophyta, Magnoliopsida, Malpighiales, Euphorbiaceae.
CAAAUGGACAGACAGGUGAUCAUCCAUUUGGCGUAAUUUACAAACAAGACUUAGUGACAAGAGAGAGAUUUGGACAAUGGAGUGAGAUUAGUUAGGUAAUUGCUUCUAAGGUAACUAACCAUAAUUAUAAUCCUUAAUUUAUACUCAAAAGUUCACAUGGACAAAUCCAUUUUGGAGUUUUAGAGUUUGCAUAUCUAAGCUUACCUUCACCACCAUGUGAGGUUAGGACAUGAGAAGAGAGCUUACCAUGGCUUGCUUUGACAAGGCGUCACCGGCACUGAAGGAGAUUCUGCUCAAGUUGUAUCGUGCUGAAAAGCAUGUGGAGAUUGAUCAUCACUUGUAUGAAUUUGGGUCUGUAGAGUACCACAUUCAGUCUCCAGCAGCAGAUUUAAAUCAUAAUUACCUGUCGAUAUCCACUCCAUUGCUUUCCCAAGGAGUUCUGCAAUCAUAUGGGUUCUCACGAUACACUCUACAGAUGAUAAAGGAACUUUGCUCUGAUGCUAUAGAAAUUGUUGAUCCACCAAGAGAAGGAUACCAGCUCACUCUAAAAAUUGACUUUUCCAAGAUUCCAAGGGAAAAAGACCCUGAAAAGGUGAUGACACAAAUUUCUUCCGUGCAAGCUAUAAUUUUAAGUUCCCAGCUGAAAGAAAUGUUGGAGAAUGUCAAUUCUCAGGUCAUGUAUCAGGGGAUGUAUAAGCCAAUGAAGCUUGUCUACCACCCAAGAGAACCCUUUUAUGUCAUCAAACAGCCACGAAAAAUCACUGCAGUAUUCCCAAUGCGUUUUAAAGAACCUUCAGAUGUGAUUAUUGCAACAGCCUUUUUUCAGGAACUUGUGGAUGUGGGAAGUUCAGAAAAAUGGGCCAAAGCACCACCUUGCACCUGGUCUCCCAUUCCUCCACCAGAACUGCAAGGGGAACCUUUAGAAGAUUUGACCACCAAUGGGGGGUUUGUUUCUUUUGAUAUUUCAUCACGUCAUGUUGAAGGUAAAAAACUAGAUAAGACCGUAUGGGGUCUAUUAAACUUCUAUGCCUAUGUGAAAACACAUGUCAAGUGCACCAAAGGAUUCACACAGAGAAGGAUGCAAAAGCGUUUGGAGAGCUUGGUUGAGGUCCUGCAUAAGGAAAAACAGGAACAAGAUAAAGAUGUUAAAAGGGUUAAAGAAAAUGUAGGAAGCAAACAAGUUCAAAAACAGGUAAGGUUCCCAAGAUCUGCAAUGCUUAAACAAAGAUGCCGUGAGUUCGCCAAAAAGAUCAAGCAAAUUCGUUUUCGAAUUAAAAUACGAGGAUUUGGGCAUUUUCGGAGACGAUGGUUGAAAAUCCCAAAGUUCUCUUCUCCAAUGAAAUAUACUAAACUAGAAUAAUUUAUAUUCUAUAUUUAGAAGUUUGUUUGCAACUAAGAAAUGCAAAUGCAAUAUUUUGCCACUUGUGGACAUCAA